ACUCACAAAAGCCUUAAACCCUGAAAACCAAACAGGCAGUCACAAAACCAAACAAGAAAACGACCUCUCUUAGUUCUCUAUCGUUCUUUCUGAUUCCAAAACCUGAUAGAAUUUUGAUCAAGAUGAUGGCGAUGACUCGCACGCAGGCGUGCAGGUACAUGGUCAAGUCGGCGGCGCACGUAGCAAGUGCCCGCCUCUUCUCCACGGCAGCAAGAGCUGCCACCACCAAUGCGCCCGCGGCCAAACAAUUGUCCUCCGUUAUCAUUCCUCUUAAGGACAUGGCCGCGAGGGCACGGUGGAACAAUAGCAGCAUCAUUUACCCCGUUCAGAAGGUCCGCAGUGCUAGCACUCUGGCUCUCGGUCAUCAGGAGAAGCAGCACGAGGAGGCUGAUCGUAGCAACUCCACUGUCUUGGUUGCCGGACAAGGUGGUGGUAAAAAGGAUGAUGAGGAGAAUGGGAUUACCAGCUACUGGGGGGUGGCACCGAACAAGAUUACCAAGGAAGACGGUACUGAAUGGAAAUGGAACUGCUUCAGACCAUGGGAGACGUACAAAGCCGACACCUCCAUAGAUCUCCAGAAGCAUCACCUGCCUACUACUUUCAUGGACAAAGUGGCCUACUGGACGGUCAAGUCUCUCCGAUGGCCUACCGACCUAUUUUUCCAGAGGCGAUAUGGGUGCAGGGCAAUGAUGCUGGAGACAGUGGCAGCAGUGCCUGGGAUGGUAGGAGGGAUGCUGCUGCACUGCAAGUCCCUUAGGCGAUUUGAGCACAGCGGCGGCUGGAUCAAAGCUCUUCUUGAAGAAGCCGAGAACGAGCGCAUGCACCUCAUGACCUUCAUGGAAGUCGCCAAGCCCAGGUGGUACGAGCGUGCCCUCGUCUUUGCAGUUCAAGGUGUCUUCUUCAAUGCUUACUUCUUGGGAUAUAUGAUUUCGCCAAAGUUUGCUCAUAGAAUGGUUGGGUAUCUUGAGGAGGAAGCAAUUCACUCAUAUACUGAGUUCCUCAAGGAAUUGGACAAAGGUAACAUUGAGAAUGUUCCUGCUCCAGCCAUCGCUAUUGAUUAUUGGCAGCUACCACCCAAUUCCACCUUGAGAGAUGUUGUUACAGUUGUUAGGGCAGACGAGGCUCACCACCGAGAUGUCAAUCACUUUGCUUCGGACAUACAUUAUAAUGGACGUGAACUGAAGGAAUCUCCAGCUCCAAUUGGUUACCAUUGAACUCCUAUCAUGAGCUCACCAUCUAUUAUGUGGUUUUCUUGCUUGGCCUGAGGUGAUGAUAUCUAUAGCUGAAGACAUGUAUCUAACUUAAAUAAAAGUUGCUGAAUGAAGGUGCCAAAUCAUGAUUUUGAAAUACUAGCAGAUCCAUGGUUUUGAAAC
Fragaria vesca subsp. vesca is the source of this 1373-nucleotide messenger RNA. Its product is annotated as ubiquinol oxidase 1a, mitochondrial-like. Gene Ontology annotation, biological process: alternative respiration. Gene Ontology annotation, cellular component: mitochondrion. The transcript is spliced from 4 exons. The record is from RefSeq and is a predicted model, not a curated record. The coding region runs from base 123 to 1214 and encodes 363 amino acids. NCBI's taxonomy places the organism in Eukaryota, Viridiplantae, Streptophyta, Magnoliopsida, Rosales, Rosaceae. Gene Ontology annotation, molecular function: alternative oxidase activity.